This is a messenger RNA of Cryphonectria parasitica EP155, 603 nucleotides long. RefSeq lists its product as uncharacterized. The transcript is spliced from 4 exons. The coding region runs from base 1 to 603 and encodes 200 amino acids. The record is from RefSeq and is a predicted model, not a curated record. Lineage: Eukaryota; Fungi; Ascomycota; Sordariomycetes; Diaporthales; Cryphonectriaceae.
AUGUACUCUUUUAUUCCUUCCCCAACCCGGGAUCUCGAGCUCGAGUUAGAGCUACAACAGUUUUACACAGCCCACACGAACAUCAUUCACAACAGUGAUUAUCUGCUGCACAAGUCCGAUCAGAGCCUGCUGGCCAUCGUCGCUGCGUAUAUUCAGGCAGCAUCCAUCGACCCGCAGGUGCUGGGUGCAACGCAUAUUCGUACCGAGAUGGAGUAUGCACUAGCAGUUGGCAAUCUCCGAACUGCCAUCCUCUCCCAGCUCCGACCGUACCGCUAUGAUCUCCUUCUCGAGGAGCAUACGAAAAAGAGGACAGCCCGGGCUGUGUCGUCGUCUUCCAAGGCAGCUCGGCUCUCGGUGGACCACCAGCGCAGCAGCAUGAGGGCCAGCAUUGCCGACCUGCAUUCCGAUCCCGAGAACGCUGCGAAGAGUCUCAUCUGGAAAGCCGUCGCGCAUGAGAUUGACGAUCUAGCCAACCUCAGCAUUCCCCUAGGCUGCAUCUUGCACAUAGUUGAUCACACUACAGCUGCAGGCGAGUACUCUAUGAGGCGCCUUGAUGGCUGGUUGGUAACCAGAAGCCACGGGCUCAUCUUCAAGGCUGUCUAG